AUGACGCCGCAAGAAAUCGCAGACUUGCUCCAGCGCGAGGGCCGCGGGGAGUCUACCGAAGAUUACGAUGAGACUAUUGAACCGGAAUAUGCAGUUCAGCGACGAACUGACCUGUUGGCUGGCGUGCUUGAGACUUGCAAGGAGCUGCGCGCCUCGGACCAGGCACAGCUCGAAGUAGUGGCCGAGAAGCUGGGUGACGGUAGCCGCGACGAGGCUUGGCGCUUGCCGUAUGGUGAUUCUAGCAUCUUAACCUUUUUUCUCGAAGAGCUUGCCGAGGAAGACAUUAUCAACAAGCUCAAAAUUCACGCUCUGCGAAUCGUGGGAAACGCAUGCGCAGAUACAAACAAGAAUCGAGCUCUCGCGGUUGAGGACAGACGUUUGGAGGCGGUUAUUCGACAACUCAGUGACGAGAGUGUCGUUCAAUUCACUAUUCCGGUGCUAUACAAUGUCAUGGUCGACUACGAUCCUGCCCAAAUUCUUGCGUCGGAGCUCAAGAUCAGCUCAGCCAUGAUGAAGCUCCUUUCCUCGCCAAAUCUGCCGCAGUUUGCCGGCGUGAUCCUCUACUUUUGCCGCAUUCUCGCGCUCAUUGUCAACAGAGACUCCGAAAUCGCCACCGCCGCCGACGACACCGUUGCUGUGCUUCUCUCGGUCGCCACCAGCGCCCCUUACAAGGACGACGCCGAGGAGUUUGCCGCGCUCGGCACUGUCGCCCUCGUCUACCUUGCCGCCGAGCGCUUCCAGCAGCUCGCCAUCUCUCACGACCAAUUUGGUCUUUUGUUGGACGCCUUCCACCACGCUCACGUCGGCCUGGACAUUUCCCGCGUCGACGACCCUGAGGUAGCCACCGCGCUCAAGCAGCUCCGCCUCUCCAUGCUCAGCACGCUGGCCGAGCUCACCUCGCAUGGCGCCUUUCCGGCAGCAUAUCCGCCGACGUCGGCGGCCGUGCAGACAGUGUUUGCGUGGCUGCAGAGCGGCAACUCGUCGCUGCAGGCGGCCGCGUGCCUCGCGCUCGGCAACUUGGCGCGUUCAGACGAUGCGGCGACGGCGCUGGUCGAGCAGCACGCGCCCCAGACGGCGCUUGCCAAGGUGCUCGCCGACCCGGACGUCCAGGACACGCAGCUGCUGCACGCGGCACUCGCGUUCCUUAAGAACCUGGCCAUUCCCACGCAAAACAAGCCCGCGCUGCGGCCGCUGCUGGAACCCGGCUGCGUGCCGCGCAUCUACGGCCUGGACGCGCAGCCGCAAUUGCAGUACGGCGCCGUGUCGUUGACGAGGCUGCUGCUGGCCGGCUGCCCGGACAAUGUGGCGCAGUUUUGCAAGGACAGCGGCCAGGAGGCUGCAGAGGGCGAUUCCGACGCCGCGGGGACGGGAGACAGCGUGGAAAGCCUGAUUUCACUCUUUGGCCGCACCGACACGGAGCCCACCAAGGUCGAGGCUGCUCGGUCCGUCGCCGCCAUUUGCCGCGUCCUGCACUCCGACGCCGCCGCGGAGCUACUCCCGGGGCGUGGAGCGUCCGACAGCGAGAGCCGCGCCGCGUUUUACGCACGCAACGACGUCGGCAAGCCGCUCGCCUUUCUCGUCACACAGGAAAAGUGGCAUAGCCUGCGCUCCGAGGCCUGGUUCGUGCUGGCGCUCAUGUCGCGCUCUGCUGACGGCUCACGCGUCAUUGCCGCCGUGCUCCAGCAGGAGGCUGUCUCGGCACAGCUGACCAAGACCAUCACCGGCGAGAAAAAGGGCGGGCGCGUGACGGAGGUGGUCGACGACGACAAGGACGAGAGCACGGCCGCGCUGUCGGCCGCCGAGGGGCUGGGCUUGCAGCCGCAGCAGGCGGAUCCGAAGCAAAAGGAGCGCAUUGCGGCCGUCGAGAGGGAGAAUGCGCUCGUCAUGUGCACUGAGCUGCUCAGGAACUGGAGCGACGAGUUCAAGCCUUUGAGUCGUGCAUUUUUGGAGGGUUUGCUGAAAGACGGCACUGAGCUCGUGGUGGCGCAUAGAAACAAAGAAUUUACCACAGUAUAA
This is a messenger RNA of Beauveria bassiana ARSEF 2860, 2016 nucleotides long. RefSeq names its product GTP binding protein. Gene Ontology annotation, cellular component: cytosol. The coding region runs from base 1 to 2016 and encodes 671 amino acids. Gene Ontology annotation, biological process: positive regulation of GTPase activity. The record is from RefSeq and is a predicted model, not a curated record. Gene Ontology annotation, molecular function: guanyl-nucleotide exchange factor activity. The transcript is spliced from 3 exons. NCBI's taxonomy places the organism in Eukaryota, Fungi, Ascomycota, Sordariomycetes, Hypocreales, Cordycipitaceae.